This is a messenger RNA of Hypomesus transpacificus, 1776 nucleotides long. It is a transcript of the gene mpc2b, whose product is annotated as mitochondrial pyruvate carrier 2b. Gene Ontology annotation, biological process: pyruvate import into mitochondria. Gene Ontology annotation, molecular function: pyruvate transmembrane transporter activity. NCBI's taxonomy places the organism in Eukaryota, Metazoa, Chordata, Actinopteri, Osmeriformes, Osmeridae. Gene Ontology annotation, cellular component: mitochondrial inner membrane. The record is from RefSeq and is a predicted model, not a curated record. Bases 383 to 763 code for a protein of 126 amino acids. The transcript has 5 exons.
AGGCACCAAUGAGGACAAAGAAUGUGACUAUUAUGGUCCAACAUUGUGCCGCUCGAGCGCUGCAUUUCUUGUGAUAGGUUGAGCCGCGAGGAAAGUCACCUCAUUGCACGAUCUCCCAAAUCGAGGUGUCAACCGAUUCGCUUGCCCGGCACCCCGUAGCAUGGUGAUACUGGAUUUGUAAAGGAAGGUCAACAGUCGGACAACGAAUGUGACAUUAGAGAAACUAUCUUAUGAUCGCAUCAGACACACGUUCAGGAUCACUUAAGGCCAAGAGCCACAGCGGCGUUGUUCGCUUUUAUCCUUCGUGCUUAUUUUGCUACCUAGCGUUAAAUAUAGGAACUGUUAGCUCGGCUAGUAGUGGGGUAGCAAGAAUUCUACAAACAUGGCUGCGCUUAGGGCAUCUUACCACAGGAUUCUGGAUAAAAUCGAACAUAUCCUGCCUGCGAAAUUGAGACCCCUUUACAACCACCCAGCAGGUCCAAAGACUGUGUUCUUCUGGGCUCCUAUGUUCAAAUGGAGUCUGGUGGGAGCUGGACUGGCUGACAUGAAUCGCCCAGCAGAUAAGCUCAGCGUCUCCCAGUCUGCUGUACUGACUGCUACAGGUCUGGUCUGGUCCAGAUAUUCUUUGGUCAUCAUCCCAAAGAACUGGAACCUCUUUGCGGUCAACUUCUUCGUUGGUGCUUCAGGAAUGUCUCAGCUGUUCAGGAUCUGGCAGUACAAGCAGAGUCUGAAGGCAGAGGCUCCAGAGGCGACGCAGUCCUGAGUGUCCGGCCUCGUCAGGCUGUAACCAUACCGACCGAAAGGGAACCUCCAUACGGGCAGUCUUGCCCCCUUUCAGACACUUUCCAUCCCAUAAUGUUUCCAUCUCCAGCCCGUUAAAAUCCAUGUCCAAAAACCCUGCUACCCACUGUACUAUAGACCACUCCAUCGGUCCUGUUGGAGGUAAUGCAAUUUCAUCUCCUCAGGGUCACUACCACGGUGGCAUUUUUAACCCUAACCAUUACACACUUGAGAAUAGUUGUCACCUAUGCACAAUAUGUAUAUUUUAAUAUGACCCCAAUGCGGAAUAAAAUGUAUGAUUGUAUGUUCUUAAUGAAGUUGUAACAUAUACAUAUGAUAUCAUGACUUUCAGGAAGUGUUUGUUUUUCAAAAGGUACGUCACACUGGCAUCCUAUGAAUUCAAGUUUCUUGGAUCUGUGUUGAAUGUGGGUCAAAUCACGUCUCCAAAUGGUUUCUCUGGAGGGCAUCAUAUUUUCAUCAUAAUCGUCUCCAUACAGUUAUUUAUUUAAUAGGAUUGGUAGCUAAUGUUAGAUCUCAAGGAUGAUUAAAUCAUACUUGCUUACCAUUUUGACUGCUCCCUCAUUUAACUAAUGCAUUCGCACAUUUCACAAACUGGCUUUCUCAAGAAAAUUAACAAUCAUUCAUCUGUAUCUUACAUUUUGCCCGAACUCAAGCCAACUGUCCUCAGUGUGACCACUGUAUACUGCUUCCACCCAACUGUUAACAGAGAGCCACCAGGUAAUGUAGACACAGUUGCCCAAGUCCACCAAUGUUAGUUGCAGAUUAGUUAUGAGGAAAUGGGGAAUGUGUAGAUGUCCUUCCAUGUUAAGCAAUAGCAUUGCCAUCCUGGAUCAAUCAAGCAAUAAGUAAAUACCAGUGGUUUGUAUAUUGACCUGCUGCAUCAUUGGACAGGCUCAUAUGGAAUGGUUAGAUCUUGAUAUAUCAAGUUUGUUAUGGAAAUGUCAGCUAAAACAUUAAAACAAACAACUUAUCAGA